GUGCCAUCACAAAAUCGGCAGUGACUUCAUUUGUGAAUUAAAAUUCCUGGACUUUCAAGUAAACAUAGGUCAAGUAUUAGUCGUUGUAGAAUUGGAUAUUACACCACGUAUCUGUUGUACAAAUAAGAUUUUGCCAUACAAUGUCUGCUGACGUUUCAGAGGCUAUUCAAAAGCUUGAGCUACCACCACUACGUACUCUGGAUGAUUUUGCUUUAGGUUCGGCACGUUUUCAAUUACCAAAUUUGAAAGAUUUCGACAAAUGGGGUAAUCGUGUGGUUAAGAAUCUUAUCUACUAUCAAACAAAUUAUUUUCUUAUGUUCAUUACGAUCUAUGGAAUAAUGGUAAUAUUCAAUCCUUUUAAAAUUGUGUGCGGCCUUUUGGUACAAGCUAUGAUGGUGGCAGUGCUCUUGCAGUUUUUUCAAAAGAAGACCCGUAUUAUAGUUAGUCACAGUGCUGCGGAUAAUCAAAAAUGGUACAUGCUUGCAGGCGCUUUACUUGUGGGAUAUUUGUUUUUACAUUUUUUUGAUGCGCUGCUUUUAUCUGGCUUUACUUUGCUCUUGCCAUUUUCGUUAACCUUCGUACAUGCGUCCUUGCGUCUUAGGAAUUUAAAAAAUAAGGUGGCAAAUACAAUGGUGAAUCUAAGUGCUUCAACACCAAUGGGAGUUUUUUUGGAUACCUUCAACAUUGCAGCCGAUAGUUUACUUAACUAAAUGACAAGAAGCUGAACGAAUUUAUAAUAAGGAGAUUUUUGUAUGUAGCCGACGUGAUGUCUUAAAGCACUCUUAAUGGCUACAGAUUGUAUAUAAAUUAAUUUAGCUAUCAGUGUAAUUUCAUUCAAAUAUGCACAAGCAGAUUAUAACAAGGAAGUUGUUCGAUUUAUAAUACAAAAAAUUACGAAUUAUAUACUCUCGAUUUAUAACGACAUAAGGAUAUGAGAGUACUUUCUUGUUUAUUAUAUUUAAGUAUUCAUUGAAUAAACGCAAUUAUACUCCUGUUUUAUUUGAAAA
Messenger RNA from Glossina fuscipes, 1007 nucleotides. RefSeq names its product PRA1 family protein 3. Gene Ontology annotation, cellular component: membrane. The transcript is spliced from 2 exons. Bases 141 to 710 code for a protein of 189 amino acids. The record is from RefSeq and is a predicted model, not a curated record. Lineage: Eukaryota; Metazoa; Arthropoda; Insecta; Diptera; Glossinidae.